AUGAGUUCCGACAAACCCGACACCAAUCCAGACCCAGCGUCCGGCCGCCUCGAGCUAGCGCCCGAGAGCGAGCUUCAAACGAACCGCAAGCGCGGUUUCUGGGGCAAGCUCAAGCGCGGCUUGCUGAUGACCCACACCGAGCUGAUCGAGCGUAUCGAUGCUCGCAUGGACGGCCGUGGUGUGCUCGACGAGGAAGCUCUCGAGUAUCUCGAGGAGACUUUGAUCGGCGCCGAUUUGGGGGUCGAGACCGCGCUCGAGCUGGUCGAGGGCUUGCGUACCCAAGUGGCCGCUGGCAGCACUGGCAACGCCGCCGCGCUUCGCCGCCAGCUCGCCGAGAUGGUGACCGAGAUGCUCGCCCGGGUGCCCGCGCCAGCGACCUUGAGCCGGCCGGUGAUCACCCUCAUGGUCGGGGUCAACGGCGUCGGCAAGACCACCACCAUUGCCAAGCUGGCCCGCCUUCACCAGCGCCAGGGCGAGCGCGUGUUGCUGGCCGCUGGCGACACCUUUCGCGCUGCCGCCAUCGAACAGAUCUCGCUGUGGGGCGAGCGCGUUGGUUGCGAUGUCAUCCGCCAGAAGGCCGGCGGUGAUCCGGCGGCGGUGAUUUUCGACGCCCUGCAAGCGGGGCGGGCGCGCCGCGUCGACCAUGUGGUCGCCGAUACCGCGGGUCGGUUGCACAACAAAGAGCACCUGAUGGAGGAACUCGGCAAGAUCGGCCGGGUGAUCGAUCGGGCAGGCGAAGGGUUCUCCCGACGCACACUGCUGGUGCUCGAUGCCACCACCGGCCAGAACGCCAUUCACCAGGCCCGCGAAUUCCAACGCGUCGUGCCGGUCGACGGGGUCGUCUUGAGCAAGCUCGACGGCACCGCCAAGGGCGGUAUGGCGGUGGCGGUGGCCCGUGAUCUAGGCCUGCCGGUGGUCUACCUGGGGGUCGGUGAAGGGGCAGACGACCUGAUCGAGUUCAAGGCCGAGGAGUUCGCCGCUGCGCUCUUCGAAUAG
This is a messenger RNA of Nerophis lumbriciformis (worm pipefish), 996 nucleotides long. The record is from RefSeq and is a predicted model, not a curated record. NCBI's taxonomy places the organism in Eukaryota, Metazoa, Chordata, Actinopteri, Syngnathiformes, Syngnathidae.